Molecule: messenger RNA, 6015 nt
Organism: Tetrahymena thermophila SB210
Lineage: Eukaryota; Ciliophora; Oligohymenophorea; Hymenostomatida; Tetrahymenidae
Exons: 5
Source: RefSeq, a predicted model, not a curated record
AUAAUAGGAAAUAAAUAAUUCAUGGAUAAUAAAUAGUAAGUUGAAGUUGAAUCAAAGUCUCAUUUAUAAGAAGAUCUUGACAAAUAUUUAUUUGCAGACAACCAUUUUAAUGGUUAAAAUAGCAGUAGAGUUUAAGACGAUUCAGAAAGAGAAUUUCCUAAUCAUAUAUAAUAAGUAGUUUAUGAUGAAUCAGCAAGUUAGAAUGGUGAUUAAUAAAUAUCAAUAAAUCCUAAUAAAAUACAUCAAUAAAAAUAGCAAUUUAAUGAAGUUCAAUAAUAGGAAAUCUAUGAAAACAAUGAAAACUUCAAUUAAAAUUAACCAAAUUUAUAUAAUAAUGACAGGAGUUAUAGUUAAUCUAACUUAGAUGAUGAUAGCUGUAUUGAAUCUAAAAGUUUACAAAAUUAUAACAAAGAAAAUAAAGAAAAACUUAAAAUAUUUUAAAUGCAAAAGCAAAGUUAAUAAAACUUUAAUAUGAACACUUUGUAAAGCAGAUAAAAUGUCGAAAAAGAUAAUAUGAAUUACUUGCAAUCUUCAUUAAAUUACUGCAACAAAACAAAAGAUGAAAUUUAAGAAAUUAUUGAAUAAAUACCCUAUCCUGAUUAAUUAUCAAUGACUUCAAUAUCGAAUUCUACUCAUUCUUAUAUUGGUUCAACUCCUUAAAGAAAUCUUUUAGAUAAUGCGGAUUUUAGGCAAUCAAAGAAAUCUAUGAAAAGAGGAUCUCUAAAUAGAUUUAAUAACGAAAUUUAAAAAAUGGCAUAAUACUAAUCAUUAUAAAAUGGUAAAAAGUAAGCUCAUAGUAAAACUGAAGAAGACAACCAUGACAUAGCCCUAAAUUGGUCCAAAUCUAAUGUAAGACCUGGAGAUUAAUAAAAUAUAUUCCCAUAGGUACUUGCUCCCUCUAUAGAAUUAUCUAAUGAAAACUCUAUGAUUCUAAAGAUGAUGCAGUAAAAUAAUAGCGAUAUGAAUUAGGUUUAAAAGAUUAAUUUAGCUACUUUUGGAGGUUUUGAUACUCGUAAUGACGAAGAUUUAGAAGAUGAAUUAGAAAAUUAUAAUGAAAAUAGCAGGAUAAAUUAGGAUAUUCAAGGUUAAAUUGAUUAGCAAUAAAAGAGGUUAUAACAAUACCAAAAUAUAAAUCAUUAUAAUUAUAAUUCAAAUAAUACACCAUAUGAAUUAGGUCAUGAAGAUUUGUAGGAAGAUCAUGAGUAUUACAUAGAUGAUCAUAAUUUUUAACAAUAAUAGAGAUAGUUUGAAUAAAAAUCUUAGAAAAAUAGCAGCAUUAUUGAGCACAAUAAAAAUUAUUUAUAAUCAAAUAAUAUCAGUAAUAAUAAUAUGUAAAAUAAUUCAAAGAGUUUAAAUGUGAUAGAUAAGAGUCGCUCUUAAAAUUAUUCUAUGCAAGAGGAUCAGAUUAAUGCUGUAGCUUACCAAAAUAAUAGCUAAACUGAUAAUAGCUAUUAUGGUGAGAAGAGUAAUUAUCAAAGCUAAACUCUAUAGCAACAAUAUUAGUAAUAAAAAAUGCAUUAUAGCAAUAAUAACAAUGGACAUUCUUAAGUGAAUUACAGUGACAAUUAAAUGGAUGCCAGCUGCUUGAGCACUAAUUAACAAGAUCAAAGUGUUUUACAAAAUUUAUAGCAAAUUUAAAAUUAAACCAUUAACAUUAUGAGAAAAAGUGAUGAUGACAGUGCUAUGAGAAUUUAGCUGUCAUAGCUUUCGAUGGAAAAAAAUUAACUAAUGAACAGAGUCUAAUAUUUAGUUUAAUUAGUUAGUAAAUAUGAAUAGGAGAAAAUCUAUUAAGCAUCUCAAAUUGAAGAUUUGGAUCAGGUCUUGAAGCUUCUAAAGGAAAAAUAUAAAGAUAAUGGGAAUUUAGAAAAAUUAAGAGGAAGAGAGCUAGAGAAUGAAAGAUAAAAUAAUAAAAGGCUCAAAUAAUAAAUAGAGUCAAAGAAUGAGAAAAUUUAGUCUCUUCUUGAUGAGAUCUAAAAGUUAGAAUAAUAAAGAGAAGCUUAUCUAAUAGAGUUUGAAAAACAAAGAGAAAUUAAGCAAAAUGAUCAACAAAUGCUUUAGGAAUGCUAAAUUCAAAUGUAAUCUAUUUAGGAAUAAAACGAUUAACUCCUUAUUAAAAAAGAAGAAUUAGAAACAGAACUUCAGACAAGAGAUUUUAACCUUGAAAAUAUGAAACAAACCUAUUAGCAGAGAGAAAAGUUAUUAAAAAAUGAAUUGAGUAAGUAGAGAAUGCAAUAUGAAAAAGAACUCUUUUCAUAUUAAUAGGAAAUAUAAAUUCUGAAUAAGGCUAAAGAGGCUGAAAGAUAAAAAUUGCUGAUGAGGGAAGAAAGUAUUCAAAAUGAUUAAAUCAAUAAAUAGACUAUCGCAAAUUUGAAUGAAGAAAUUCAUGAAUUGAUAUAGCUAACAGAAAAGAAAGAUAGAACUAUUGAAUUGCUUCGCUUAGAAUUAGAAGAAUACAAAGACGAAGUAAGACAAAAUCUUUUGAAAAAUUUUUCUUAUUGGAUUUAAAGCGAAGAGUUUAAGAACAACGAUUAUGAAAUAAUGAUUGAAAUAAUUAGAUCUUAUUUGUAAGAGUUAAAAUAUGAAAAUGAAGGACUCUCGGUCUCUGUUAAAUAAAAUAAUAAAUAAAAAAUUGAAAGUGUGAGUGAAAUGAGAAAACUAAAGAGUGAAAACUAUAAGUUGAAGGAUGAAGUAUUAAAUUUAUCACAGCUAAAUGAUGAUAAAACUAAUAUCUCGGGAUUAAGCAAAGGAAUUUUAGAAGAUAAAUAAGAAACGAAUUAUCUCAAUGAUUAGAUUAACUAAUUAAAUAGUGAUAUUUCUAAACAACGUUAAAAUUAUGAAUCUUAAAUUGAAAAGUUAAAAAAUGAAAUAAAUAUUCUUAUUGAAGAAAAGCAGAACACUUUAGAAAAGAUUAAUUUUGAAAUGAAGAUAUUGUAAAACGAAAAUGAUAGUUUGAUUCAAGAAGUUGCAUAAUUAAAAUCUAUGACAUAAACUGGCUAAAAUAUUAUAAAUGAGCUUGAGAAUAAACUCAAAAAAACUUAGCAAUAGCAGUUACAACAAUAAUCACACUAACAAAAAAACAUAAGCUAAAGCAGUUAAAUAAGCUUAGAGUAAUCAGCUUCUACCUAAGAGCUUGAAUUAAAAAAUAUGCAAAGAAUAAUAGAAGAAGAGAAAAAGCAGCUAAAUGAAGCACAAUUAAAAUUUGAAGAAGAUAUUUAAAAGAAAUAUGAAGAAUUCCACUUAAAGGAGUAAGAACUUUCUAAAAGGAUAAAAAAUAUUUAGAUAUAAGAAGAAGAAAUAAAAUAAUAAAAAGAUUUAAUUAAAAGUUAAUAAUAAGCACUAUUAUCUAUCAAUUCUGAUAGGAGCACUAAAAAUACAGAAAAAGUAAAUCUUGGUUAGAUUGAUCAAGAAUAGCUUAAGAAUUUAUAAACUUAAUUAAAGAGAGAACAAUAAGAAAAAGAUUUAAUGAAAACUGAAAAUGAUCAUCUAAUAGAGCAAAUCGAAAACAAAGAAAAAGAAAUAAACUAACGUGAUGAUUUAAUUAAGCAGUUUGAAGAAAAAUGCGAAAAGCAAGAAAGAAUGUUAAAAGAAGAGAGAAAAAAAUUAUCUGAAUGGUAGAAAGAAAAUAAAGUACUUUUAGACAAUAUUAAUCAAUUAAAAAUAAAUUAUGAGAAAAUGUAAACACAGCUUUAGACUAAUGUGAGUCAACUCCAUCAAAAAUAACAAGAAAUGUAGCAACAAAUUAAAAAUUAAAAAUAACUUAGCAAAAAAAAUAAAAAUUUGAGUCAAACAAACUUGGAAUUACUCUCAAAGAUAUAAAAUUUAAAUGAAUAAAUAAACAAUAUAGAAAAAGAACGCCUUUUCUUUAACUCCUAGCCUUCACCUAUAUUCCACAAUAAAGCAAAAUCUUGCUAAUAUAAUAAUAAAGGACAUUUAAUGCAAGAUAAUUAGAAAGCAUAAGAUUUAAAUAGAAAGAGAAAAAAUUCUACAAACAGUGCUAGCUCAACAAAAAGAGAUAAUAAGAGCUUGCUGAAUCUCAUAUAAAACACUUUUAACAAUAGUUCUCAUAAUAUAAGAUAAUCCACAUUACCUGAAUAUCCUAUAAAUGAUAAUGCAUUUGAUUAGCCAAAUGCACAGAAUCAUAAACUAAACUAAUUGCAUUUAACUCAUCCAAGUUAAAAUAACCUAAGUUUAGAGUCUUUUUAUCAUAAUCUUGGAGGAAAUACAAAUGUAGUAAACAGUUCAAUAAAUCAUAGUAAUAGAUAGGAUUCAUACAAGAAUCUAAUUUCUUCUGUUAUGCCUUCUACAUAUUAAAAUAAUAGACACUCUAAUAGAAUCCCUCCAUCAGUGAAUCAUAACGAUUUGUAAGGUGAAGAAACAGGAGCUAAAUCCCAAGUUAUUGAAUAAAAGACUAAUAAUGCUACACAAAAAGUAAAAGAUGAUAACUUAUUCAGCAGCUAAAAUCAUAACUUUACUAUUAGCCAAAGUUAUAAUUAAAACCAAUUGAGUUAAUUUAACAGGAACCCAUCUAACAUUUCUGACACUCUAUAAAUGCUAAUCAGUGAACCUAAUCAAUAGUAAAAAUAACAAACGCAUGAAAACUAAGGUAUUAUUUAGCAAAAUUUAACUACAAAAAUAGAAACUGAAACAACUUCAAGAUAAAAAAAUCAAUAAAUAAACUUUGAUGAUAACAUUCAUAGCAAUAAAACAGAAUAAAAUACAUGCGAAAGAUGUAACAGCCAGUUCCAAUCACUACACGAAGAAAGAUAAUAAAUCGAAACUAUGAGAGAACAAAUGGAAAACUACGAAUUAGAAUUUAUACAAAUGAAGGAAUUUUUCGUAAAUAAGUUAAAAGAUGUAACUUCCACAAUUAAAGACUUAGAGCUUUAAAAGAGUAUCCUUGAAAAGGAAAACCAAGAUUUAAGAACAUUCAAAGCAGACUAUUUUACUUAAAUUGCUUCACUAGAACACCAAAAAGCAAUUUACGAAAGAUAAGUUUACAAUUAAAUUAUGGCAUAAAAGAAGCUAGAAUAAUCUAAAGAUGAAGAUAAUGAAAGUGAUUGUAACAGUAACUACUUAACUAUCACACCAGAAAUGCUUUCAGCAGAGGAAACUUUAGAUUUGAUGCAAGAAAUACUCAGAAAGGUAGUAAAAAGCAAUGAAAUGAAAAAAAUUUUAUUAAAAUCAACAGAUUUAAAAAAUCUUAUUCUAGCGUUUGCAGAGCAUUAGCAAAUUUAAUAAUAAUAAUAAUAGCUACAUUAAACUAUAAAUACUUAACAAUCAAGUAUCUAAUAAUUUAAUUCUACAUAAUGCAACAGUAACUACAAUAAUCAAUCUGCACCAAAUUUAAUUAGCAAUCAUUAAACUGCUAAUAAAUUUAUCAAUCCAAAAUACUUACCUUAUCAUUCCUAUAAUUCAAGGACAAAAAAAGUAGGAGUAAAUACUGCUUAUUUAAGCAAUAGCUAUAUAGAUCAUACUUUGAGCUAAAAUAAAAAUUUGAGUAUGUUAAACCCUAAUGAAACAGUUAACUAUAACUAAAACAACUUCACAAUGUAAAAUAACUCCUCUUCUGCUCUUAUCUAUCCCUUAAAUUAAUAGAAUGGUGUGAAUUAAAACUUAUUUAAAGCAAAUGAAAAUAAAACUUAAAUUCAUCUUUAAAAAUUAUUAGAUGAUUAAAAUAAAAAGCAAAAUUACUAGAACUUUAGUGGAUAAUAACAUUAAAAUAGCAAAGCUUAUCAUAGCCAAUAUAUAAAUCCAAAGAGCAUAACAUAAAAUAAUUUUUAUUCCUAAAAUCCUAAUUAACAAGUUAAAUAACAGAUUUAUGACUCUAAUAACUAUAAUCAAAAUAAUUAUCUUCAAGUUUAAAAUCAAAAUCUCAUCAAUAUCCCAAUUCAAAGCUAAAUACCUCCACAUGUAAUGCAUUACACCAAAAAUAAUAAUUAAAAUUUACCUUUAUCAUCUAGACGUGAUAAAAAAUAGCAAUUUUUAUCUUUAGACUAAAAUAUAAUUAUGUAAUGA